GUCUCUUUAAUUUAGAUAAACUCCCUUUAAAAAAUAUUCGGCAAAAUUACCUUAAAAUUAGAAAAAUUUCUUCCUUGACUUACACACUUAACUUGAAUCAAAACACACAGAAGGCACAAAAAACAACACAAAAAAAUAAUCAGAAAAUCAUGACAAACACUAAUAAAAGCAAAAACACUCGUCAAAUGUUGUUUAUUGCUUAUAACACAAUAAAUUAUCCAAUUUAUUAUGCCUUUCAAAUUUCUUCCCUUUUGCAUAAAACAAUUACAUUUAACGACAUAAUUAACAAUAAAAUAUUGCCAAACAAAAAACUUCCUAGUAAAAGCGAAAAAAACAUUCGGGGAAUUCAACAAAAAAGAAAACAUUGUUUGCGCUCUGUCUCACAGGCAUUAAUCUCACCAUUGAUUGUCCUUCUUCUGCCAGUGAUGAUUUCUGCUUCGACACAGUCAGCGUCUUCCUUCUUCGGCUCUCCAGGAGCACCUUUGAUCUUUUUUAGCGGCCGGCAUCAUUUUCAGUAUCCAUGGGGAGAACAAAAACUACAAAGGCAUAAUAUGAAAACCUUCAUCAAACGCUCAGAACCGGCACUGCCAAUGAAUGAAUGCUUACAGAACACUGCUGUCCAAAGAGCCGCUACUGCACUUCUUGCAGAUUUGCCUGCCACAAGCAUUUCAGAAGACAUGAAGAGGCAAAGAAGAGCAGAAACGGCAUUAACUGAAACGGGCGUUGAAUGCCCAAAUGAUGAAAAUAUUCGGGAGGGAGUGAUGAAUGAGGAUGAUAUUAGGGAAAUCAAACCGGGGAUGCCAAUGGAAAUGAGAUCUAUCUGCCCCUUCUUCUACGUUGAAAACGUCAAUGAAAGGCGCUUGCCUCGCCGAAUUACCGAAGUACGUUGCCUCUGUGAAAGACCACCAAGAAGGCAACGAACACAUCACACUGCAGGCAUCCACUGCGAGCCUCUUCAUUUUUCAAUUCCUGUACUUUUAUUUGAAGAUGAACAAUGUAGCGAACCAAAACGAUCUCUUGAACAAGUAACUCUGGGUUGUGUUGCUGUCCAUGGAGCUAGUAGUCGAAGCGGGUUUCUUUCAGCCAUUGGACAGCCUAGACCGCUUAUAGUAACUGAGCAACAGUUUUGA
Messenger RNA from Meloidogyne enterolobii, 1130 nucleotides. The record is from the annotation of a GenBank genome assembly. NCBI's taxonomy places the organism in Eukaryota, Metazoa, Nematoda, Chromadorea, Rhabditida, Meloidogynidae.